AUGUCCGCUGUUGAAACAGUCACUGAAGUCUCGCAGACCCCGUCAAUACUCAACCUCCGCGGAGGGGAUAAAGAGCAGAAGACAGAGUCAUACUCCUAUGCUCACUUGCUUCCCUAUUUCUCACCUGAGAAGUACCCACCGCUCGCACCCUUCAAACAUGAAGAUCCAGGCUUCCGUGCACUCAAACACGCAGAUCCCCGUGCAUUCCUUAAGAAUGCGAUCAGCGUGGUCGAAUUGACACCCAAUCUAGGCACAGAGGUCAACGGUGUGAACCUCGCUACCCUUGAUAGUGAUGGGAGGGAUCAACUUGCGCUCGAAGUUGCGAGAAGGGGACUUAUGGUUUUCAGGGGCCAGCACGAGUUUAUAGAUAAAGGAUCGGAAUUCGUACCUAGAGUGGGGACGACACUUUGGAAGGUUGGUCGUGCUUCUCCUUUGUCCGCUCGAUUGGGCAAGCUGCACAUUCACCCUACGUCUGGGCACCCCAAGGAUUACCCGCAAAUUCACCUUGUCUACAGGGAUGCAAAUUCGUCUUUCAACUUUGAAAGGGAGGAUAGCAUCACAUCGACCGUCUGGCACUCCGAUGUCUCGUACGAGCUGCAGCCCCCCGGGCUCACAACGUUUUUCCUUCUCUCGCAGCCAACGACAGGUGGAGACACAUUGUUCACGUCCCAGGUAUCAACUCUUAAGAAGCUCUCGCCCUCGUUCGUCGCCUUCCUGCGCACACUCAGCGCGGUGCACUCUGGGGUCGAGCAGGCUCAAUUCUCGCGCUCAGGCAAGCGUGGCGGUAUCGUGAGACGUGAGCCAGUGGAGCAUGUCCACCCACUCGUGCGGCGUCACCCGGUCACUGGAGAAGAAGCAUUGUAUGUCAAUCGCCAAUUCACAACGCGUAUCGUUGGCCUGAAGCGCGAGGAAUCUGAGACUAUCUUGAAGUUCCUUUACGAUCAUGUUGAUAAGAGCGGGGACCUUCAAGCCCGAGUGAAAUGGCAGCCUGGCACCGUCGUUCUCUGGGACAACCGUGUCACUGCACAUUCUGCCAUCGUUGACUAUGGAAAGUCCAAUGAACGCCGUCACGGAGCACGUAUCACCCCGCAGGCAGAGAGACCGAUUCCUGCUCUGGAAGGCCUUGAACUCGGUAGUGCUUAAUGGACCAUUGAAUGAAGAUUGGCAGGCUUGAGUGCAGCCUAUGUUAAUUUGUAUGCAUUAGAUCUGUGAUAUUGCGAUUUGAAACCAUACCGU
Suillus paluster is the source of this 1236-nucleotide messenger RNA. RefSeq names its product TauD-domain-containing protein. Gene Ontology annotation, cellular component: cytoplasm. Gene Ontology annotation, molecular function: 2-oxoglutarate-dependent dioxygenase activity. The record is from RefSeq and is a predicted model, not a curated record. The coding region runs from base 1 to 1143 and encodes 380 amino acids. Lineage: Eukaryota; Fungi; Basidiomycota; Agaricomycetes; Boletales; Suillaceae. The transcript is spliced from 6 exons.